CGAGGGCAGCGUCGCGUGUGGCAUGGUGUUGAGCGCCGGCGCGGAGCGCGAAAGACUUGAUCCGGACUGAGGGCACAGCCAGAGUCGGAGUGGACCGAGGGUUCUGGGCUCUACGGCUCUGUCGCAGAUGUGCUUGCGCAAUGUCGUCGGCGUGCGUGGUUCGCUGCGCCCCGCCAAAGUUUCGUUUGCAUGUGCAUGACUCUUCGGCCCGCCCUCGGUUCAAAUGUUAGGCGCCAUGAUGGUUGCAGGGAUGCGCUCAUAGCUCCCAGCCACGCCAUGGUCCGCCGAGGGACAACAACAACACCGCCUCUCCUGGCCUGCAGACUCGCUACCCCACACGCUCCUCCACGCUGCGCAGCCUAGAUGGUGUGAAAGCAUGUCCUUCUCCUACGACCGCUACGACCGCCGCCAGUCCAGCUCCUCCCGCCGCGGCACCUUCAGCUACUGGGUGCCCCUAGUCUUCACCGUCACCGUCGCGACCGCGGGCCUCGCCGCCUGGGUCUGGAGCGAGCGCCGCGACGAUGAGGAAUCCAACGACGACGACUUGAGCUAUGGGGAGGAAGACUUCAGGAAGAUGCCCGAGCCGCGCGACGGGGCUGCGCGCGAGGAUGAGACCAUCUACUCGCGCGUCCAGGGCGUGAUGCGCCGGACGCCCAGCCCCCAGCAGCUGUUCGACACUGUGAGCAAGAGGACGGCCGCAGGCUUUGCUGCUGCGGGCGCUGCUGCUGGUGCUGCCCUCGCGAGCAUUCGCGAGGAGGGCAAGGACGACUACCCCGACCACAGCAGGUGGUCCGAAGAGGCGACGCUGCGACGAAACGUUGAAGCGCAGAGUGAACAGAGCAAGACGGCCGUCGACACCAAUGCGAAGAGCUUCGCUGCUUCUGUGCGAGGUGGACCCUCGAGCGGUGGCAGGAGGAAAACCGUGGCAAUUGUCGUGUCUGCCGAGUCGCUCAUGGACGAUAUCCACGAGGAACACGGCUCAUAUCGCUCUGAAAAUGCUACUAUCCUGUCCCACCUCAACGACACCGACUUCAGCCGCACCAAGCUCUUCGUCCUCGUCUACACUCCGUCUCUCCGCUCUCGACCAAACUCACCAAACCGCGCCGCGUCCCUUGGCUCCUCUUACGAUGCCAUCUCCAACCCAGCGCGAACCCCGGGCGAAGGCGGCCCUGAAGGUCUCUCCGCUGUCGAGCCCCACCCCGAGGAACCCUACACUCCUGCUCUCUCGGCCCGCAGCUCUGAUGACCACCUCUGGAACACUCUCCGCUCCCAAGCCCUGCGUCUCGUCGAGAACCCCGCCAUGGUCAUGCCCUUCACCACUCCCUCCGGUCACGUGCACAUGCUCCGUCACAUCGCACCCGAUCUCGUCUAUAUCGUCGACGCACUAAGCGGCCCCAGUGGUAAGAACAUCUCCGACAUCGCCCGAUGGGUCGGUCAGACCAUUGUUGUCGUCGGCAGCGACGGCACUGGUCUUGGCGGCCUCGUCGACACCGAUGACGAAAGCCAUACCGGUAAGGGCAAGUCUGAGCAUUCCGGCCAUGGAAAUCGUUGGUGGGAGAGCGCGGACAUGGUCGGGCUAGGCAAGGGCGUCGAAGUUGUCGAUGCGUCGAGGCUCACAGAUGAUUACGAAAGGAGGGUUGGCGGAAGGGAGUAAAUGGUCUGCUUGUCGCUUGAUGGUUCUGUUGGAUGGUGUUUGCAUGAUAACCCGAUCACGUAGUGUGAGUAUGUUCUAGUGUUCCGUCUAUCGACAUGUAUGUAACGAAAUAUGAUUUCCAGCGAGGGAUGCAACC
Messenger RNA from Paraphaeosphaeria sporulosa, 1790 nucleotides. RefSeq lists its product as uncharacterized. NCBI's taxonomy places the organism in Eukaryota, Fungi, Ascomycota, Dothideomycetes, Pleosporales, Didymosphaeriaceae. Bases 377 to 1654 code for a protein of 425 amino acids. The transcript is spliced from 2 exons. The record is from RefSeq and is a predicted model, not a curated record.